Moneuplotes crassus is the source of this 1161-nucleotide messenger RNA. Lineage: Eukaryota; Ciliophora; Spirotrichea; Euplotida; Euplotidae. The record is from the annotation of a GenBank genome assembly.
AAAAGUUCCUAUAUAAAAUGGAAAAGUAUGUAACCUUUUGUGCUGAAAACUGUGGCCACGAAGCCAUAUACUAUGUUGAAGAGACCCAAAGUUAUUAUUGUAUGCACCACUUUGAUCUAAAUUAUCAAACUGAGGAUGGAAUACCCUUGACAUGUCCAGAUGCAGUCAAAACUAAGGUGAGACGCCUUGAAAAAGGAUUAGAAAUGUUCUUAAAAUUUGCUGAAGAGAAACAAAAAUCAGAGACUGAUAGAGAAGAAAAUCGGAAUGUUCAUACUAGGCUAACCCAAGCAGUGGAAGAGCUUAAGUACAAGAUCGAACAAGCUGAAGAGGAUAAUAUGAUGUACAGAUUCACUGAUCUCAACAAAGAAGCAUCAUUAAUGAAGAAAAUGAUAGAAGAUGAGCUUGGCUUAAAUGAUUUUAGCAAAGAUUGUUUUUGGAAACUUGCUAAAGAGGAUGAUACCGUCCCUGCAGCAGCCAGUAGUUCAACAAAGAAGGCAGACGGCCUUGCCCUGGAGCAAGAACUUAAAACGGAAGAGGCUGAGAUUGGUCGCCUAGAGGAGGAAGUCAAGGAGCUUAAGAUUAGUAAAUCCCCCAUCCCACACACUGCCCAAUCCCCAGCUACCUCUCCAACUCCACCGGCACCCCAAGAAUCUCCCCUCAAACUCGAGAUGGCCAGAAGUUCUAUAUUCCGAAGAUGUAUGGAGUACAUGGCAUCUCUGCCCGAGUUCACUUUUAAUUUAAAAAUGAAGUUUGAUAGGAAGAUGCUUAAGCUAGUUGAUAAGGAGUCUUUGAGGCAUUUGCAGGGGGUCUGCCUGUUGCAGUUUGAUAAGAUUGAUGCGGCCACCUUCCAAACCUUCAUUUCCCUUCUUCCUUCUCCAAUCGAGCGUCUCCGCUUAUCAGGUUCCUUCCCAUACCCUUCAAUAUCUCCUUACAUUCCUUCAAUCCUGUCUCUCAGUACAAGUCUGACUCACACUCUUGAAUUUGACUGUAUUGCAAUCACGAAAGAAGAGAAAAAGAAGAUAAAGAAGGCAUUUAAGGGCCUAAACGUAGGUGUUGAAUAUUGUAAGUGGACUUAGUGACUGGUGUAGGGAAAUGUGAGUAGAAGAGAUAAUGUUUUAGGGAAAGUUAAGGUUUUGAGUUAGGAGAAAUGGAAAGUGGUGG